Cavenderia fasciculata is the source of this 738-nucleotide messenger RNA. It is a transcript of the gene erg2, whose product is annotated as C-8 sterol isomerase. The transcript has a single exon. NCBI's taxonomy places the organism in Eukaryota, Evosea, Eumycetozoa, Acytosteliales, Cavenderiaceae. Gene Ontology annotation, cellular component: endoplasmic reticulum. Bases 1 to 738 code for a protein of 245 amino acids. The record is from RefSeq and is a predicted model, not a curated record.
AUGACAGGAUGUGCAAUUACAAGUUGUUUAGUCAACUCUUUGAAUGGUUUAACAAGCAUCAACAGUUUAGAAAGUGCAUUUGAACAAGUCGUCGUUGUUCGUAACCCAUUGGCCAUCCUUUUGGCUAUUGUGUCAUUGGUUGUUUUGGUCUAUCUUUUGAUCAAGAUUCGUGUGCUCCGUGGUGUCAAGUUGGACGUCAAGGUAUUACAUGAAUGCACCAAGAAGGGUGUCGGUCUCCCACUCGACAAGGCUUUCGAUGUCAUCAACAAGGAAAUCGCUAUCAAGUACCCAGGUCUCAUCAACACUAACCGUCGUUGGAUCCUCUUUAACGGAGGUGGUGCUAUGGGUCAAAUGUGUGUUCUCCACGCCUCUCUCUCCGAGUACCUCAUCUUGUACGGCUCACCACUCUACUCUCAAGGCCAUAGUGGUCGUUACUUGAUGGACGUCUAUGACUUUAUGAUCAAGGGUGAGACCAAGACCUACUUCCCAGGCGAGUUUGCCCCACGUGUCUUCCCAGCCGGCGAGUACUCUUAUCUCCCACGUCUUGUUGCCAAGGGUUACUGUUGCGAACCAGAAUCAUACAUGCUCGAGUAUGGCCGUGGUAUCAUCCCACUUGCUCUCCCAUACUUCCUCUGCUCGUCCAUCUUUGUCACUCUCGACAUUGUUCCAUGGUUGACUGCUUGCUAUCGUGUUGGUUAUCAAGUCACCAAGAACCUCUUGUUCCGUCGUAAGAUCUAA